AUGUCAACAGACACGAACACCCUCUACGGUCUAACACCAACCCUCCCAGCCGAUCAGUCCGCUACAAAACCAGCAACCGACAAACCCCAAGCCCUAACACCAACCCAAUUCCCCGUCCCUUCAACAUCUCUAGCAAGCCGUAUCAACAACUACACCAAAGCCAAGCUCCCACCCCAGACAUACUCACACUCUCUCCGCGUCUACACCUACGGCUGUGCAAUCGCAAACCAAUGCUUCCCACAAUGGAACCUAGACUCGAACGCCAAACUCAACGAAUCCUGGUUCAUCACAGCCAUGCUCCACGACAUCGGCACCACGCCCGAGCACAUCGUUAGCACAAAACUUAGCUACGAGUUCUGGGCUGGAUACCACGCGCUUGAGAUUUUGCAGAAUGAAUCCGCAACGGCACCACACCACGGUGAUGAUGUUGGACAGAGUAGGGGCGUCGCUAGCAGGGAGCAAGCGGAGAGUAUCGCGGAGGCCAUUAUACGCCAUCAGGAUGUGCAAGAUAAAGGGCGGAUCUCGUUGUUGACGCGUUUGAUUCAUAUGGGUACGUUGUUGGACAAUAUUGGUGCUGGGAAGGAGUUGGUGCAUCCGGAUACUAUCAGGGCUGUGAAUGAGGUCUACGAUCGUAGAGGGUGGAGUGGUUGUUUUCGAGAUACUGUUGUUAAGGAGAAGGAGUUGAAGCCUUGGGCUAUGGUUAGUCGAAUUGAAGGGUUCGAGGAGACGAUUGAGAGCAAUGGUAAGGGGUUGAUGAAGGAAUGGGACGAGGGGAAAUAG
Molecule: messenger RNA, 780 nt
Organism: Lithohypha guttulata
Lineage: Eukaryota; Fungi; Ascomycota; Eurotiomycetes; Chaetothyriales; Trichomeriaceae
Exons: 1
Coding region: 1-780 (259 amino acids)
Source: RefSeq, a predicted model, not a curated record